AUGUUAUCAUCGAAAAUUGUUAGAAAUAGAGUACUAAGAACAGUUCCGAGCUUUCGCUUGACUCAAACAUAUUUGCCAGUGACAACACAAUGUUUAACUCAAUUGCAAUACAAACAGCCAACCAGUCAGCAGGUCCAGAUGUUGGCCACAUCCCAAGCUCACCGCAGUAAUAACGUGGGACGCUUGCACCAAGUUAGAGAAUUCCAUUCAUCCACACCAAGAUCAUUGCAGAUGCAACAAAAUCCAGAUGACCAAGACAAUAGGCCAGCAUUGGAGAAAUAUGGUACUGAUUUGACCCAACUAGCAAAAGACGGUAAAUUGGACCCAGUUCUUGGUCGUGAUGAAGAGAUUCGUCGUACGAUACAGAUAUUGUCAAGAAGAACAAAAAAUAAUCCCAUUUUGGUUGGUAAGGCCGGUGUUGGUAAAACAGCUAUCAUGGAAGGUUUAGCUCAACGUAUCAUUAAAGGAGAAGUUCCCGAAUCAAUGAAAGAUAAACAUAUCAUCACAUUGGAUUUAGCAGGAAUUAUUAGUGGUGCCAAAUUUAGAGGAGAUUUCGAGAGCAAAUUGAAGUCAAUUUUGAAGGAAGUUGAAGACAAGCACGGACAAGUGAUUUUAUUCAUUGAUGAAUUCCAUUUGUUGAUGGGAUUGGGUAAGGCUGAAGGAUCUAUUGAUGCUAGCAAUAUGAUCAAGCCGGCAUUGGCCAGGGGCCAAUUGUCAAUGUGUGGGGCCACUACUCUUGAUGAGUAUAGGAAAUACGUUGAAAAAGAUGCUGCUUUGGCCAGAAGAUUUUCUCCAGUCCAAGUUAGCGAACCUACUGUUGAGGACACCAUAUCUAUUUUGAGAGGAUUGAAGGAGAAAUAUGAAGUUCAUCACGGUGUCAGAAUUUUAGAUUCAGCAUUGGUUACGGCAGCAACCUACUCCAAUAGGUAUAUCACAGACAGAUUCUUACCUGACAAAGCUAUCGACUUGGUAGACGAAGCCAGUUCUACGUUGAGGUUGCAACACGAAUCGAGACCUGAUGCCAUUGCCAAGUUGGAUCGUCAAAUCAUGACCAUUGAGAUAGAGUUGGAGUCCUUGAGGAAAGAAGAAGACCAACUUUCCAAGGAUAGAAGAAUUAAGUUGGAGGAAGAUUUGGAAGUUAAGAAAAAAGACCUUGAGGAGUUAACCAAACAAUGGGAGUCCGAAAAGAAGGUGAUUGAUGAUGUGAAGGAGGCCAAAUCAAAGUUAGAAGAGGCUAGACACGAGUUGGAACAAACUCAGAGGGAUGGGGACUAUGCCGCGGCCUCGAGAAUACAAUACGCUGUGAUACCCGAAUUACAAUCGAAAUUGCUCAAAUUGACUCAGUCAGAACAAGCUUCAAGGUCAAGUACUCUUUUGCAUGAUUCAGUCACAUCUGAUGAUAUUGCUGGUGUUAUUUCCAAAAUGACUGGUAUUCCUGUUAGUAACUUAUUGAGAGGUGACAGGGAUAAACUUUUGGAUAUGGAAGUGAUCUUGAAACAAGAAGUAGUUGGUCAAGAUGAAGCUAUUCAUGCGGUUUCAGACGCAGUCAGGUUGCAACGCGCCGGUUUGACAAAUGAAAACAGGCCCAUUGCUUCCUUCAUGUUUCUCGGUCCAACUGGUUGUGGUAAGACUGCGUUGACGAAAGCAUUAGCAGAAUUCCUUUUCAAUGAUGAAAAUGCCAUCGUGAGGUUUGAUAUGUCAGAGUUUCAAGAAAAGCAUUCAAUUCUGAGAUUGCUUUCUGCACCACCUGGUUAUGUUGGUUAUGAAGAGGGAGGUGAGUUGACCGAAGCAGUUAGAAGAAAACCAUACAGUAUAGUUUUGUUUGAUGAAUUUGAAAAGGCGCAUCCCGAUAUUGCCAAAGUCUUGUUGCAAGUAUUGGAUGAAGGAUCCUUGACCGAUUCACACGGUACGAAAGUUAGUUUUAAAAACACAAUCAUUAUAAUGACUUCCAAUAUUGGUCAAGACAUUUUGUUGAAUGACAAGAAUACCCACGAAGAUGGUCAUAUUAAUAAAGAAGUUAAACAACAAGUUUUGGAAAACUUGAAACAUUACUAUCCACCAGAAUUCUUGAAUCGUUUGGACGACACAUUGGUGUUUAACAGAUUAUCGAAGAAGUCAUUGAAGGAUAUCUUGGACAUUAGAUUGCGUGAGAUUGAUGAUCGUUUAUUGGACAAGCGUAUUGUUUUGGAAUUGACCCAACCAGCAAAGGAUGCAUUGAUUGAACAAGGAUACAGUCCCAUUUAUGGAGCAAGACCUUUGAACAGAGUUAUUCAAAAGAAGUUGUUGAAUCCUCUUGCCAUGCUUAUGUUGAAGGGCCAGAUACAGGAAGGCGAGGUUGCCAAGGUUGAAGUCAGACAUAAAGAUAUCUAUGUUGUACCUAAUCACAGUGAAGAGUCUGUUAUAAAAGAAGAGGAAGAUUAUUAUAAGAAAAAGGAGAAGGAUCAAUAG
Molecule: messenger RNA, 2448 nt
Organism: Lodderomyces parapsilosis
Lineage: Eukaryota; Fungi; Ascomycota; Pichiomycetes; Serinales; Debaryomycetaceae
Gene: HSP78
Product: chaperone ATPase
Exons: 1
Coding region: 1-2448 (815 amino acids)
Biological process (GO): cellular response to heat
Cellular component (GO): cytoplasm; mitochondrial matrix
Molecular function (GO): ATP binding; ATP hydrolysis activity
Source: RefSeq, a predicted model, not a curated record